AUGUCCCAAGCAGGCCAGUUCCCAGAGGCCUCGAUCCUGAACAAAUUCCUCCUUAAAGGGAAGAACAUCGUCAUCACCGGUGGCUCGCGCGGCCUAGGCUUCAACUUCGCCUACACGCUGGCCCAAGUCGGGGCCAAUAUCGCGGUGAUCGACCUCAAUGAGCACCCGUCCGAGGACAUGGCCAAGCUGGAACCCUUUGGCGGGAAGUACAAAUACUACCGGGCCGACGUGGUAGACUACCAGCUCAUACCGGCGGCGGGAAUCAUUCGCGACAAGCCGUUCCUGGAACACACGGAGAAGGAUUUCAGAGACACCAUGGACGUUAACGUGAACGGAGUAUUUUAUACCGUGCAACACUGCACGGCGAAAAUGGUGCAGCAAGGGACCGGCGGCACAGUCGUCUGCAUAGCCUCAACGGCAGGCCACAAGUCGUUGGCGCCGCAGGAAAUCGCAGCGUACACGGCGUCGAAAUACGCCGUCCGAGGCAUCGCGAAGCACGUCGCGCACGAGCUGGCCAAAUAUGGCAUUCGUGUCAACUCUAUCAGUCCAGGGUAA
Molecule: messenger RNA, 555 nt
Organism: Cladophialophora bantiana CBS 173.52
Lineage: Eukaryota; Fungi; Ascomycota; Eurotiomycetes; Chaetothyriales; Herpotrichiellaceae
Exons: 3
Coding region: 1-555 (184 amino acids)
Molecular function (GO): oxidoreductase activity, acting on the CH-OH group of donors, NAD or NADP as acceptor
Source: RefSeq, a predicted model, not a curated record